This is a messenger RNA of Rana temporaria (common frog), 10816 nucleotides long. It is a transcript of the gene MAP2, whose product is annotated as microtubule associated protein 2. Lineage: Eukaryota; Metazoa; Chordata; Amphibia; Anura; Ranidae. Gene Ontology annotation, biological process: microtubule cytoskeleton organization; neuron projection development. The coding region runs from base 372 to 5828 and encodes 1818 amino acids. Gene Ontology annotation, molecular function: microtubule binding. The record is from RefSeq and is a predicted model, not a curated record. The transcript is spliced from 17 exons. Gene Ontology annotation, cellular component: neuron projection.
UCAGUACCACUGCAGGCUUCACGGAGACAGGCUGGUGGUUGACACAGUCCUAGGCAGAGGGAGCCGGUGGAGAGGUAGGGAGGGAGUGAAUAAAGUGGAUCUCAGCCUGUGUAUUUCGCAGGAGGCUAUUAACCAGUUCUGCCAGUGCCCUCUUCCUAAGCAUCAGCUGAAUUAAAACAAAGAGCAUUAUGCUGCAGUGCCAGGGAACAGAAGUUCCUGCUUGAUUCGUGCUUUUGUUCCUGCCUCUCCUUCCUGCUACAGCAUCCGGAUAAAGAGGUGACGUGUUUUGAUAUCUACACCUAUUUAGAGCUCUACGCUUCUGUAUAAAGGAGAACACCGACUGUGGCAGGGGAUUUGUGGUUGGAAGAAGCAUGACGGAUAACAGGCAGGAUGAGCCCAAACCAUCCCACUGGGCACCAGGGCAGCUCACUGAGGCCUCUUCUCUUCCUCACGCCACAGACAUGAAGGAACAAGGGGGAGCAGGAGAUGGUAUAGUCCACAGUUCAAAUGGUAUUCCCUUCCGAGAGGAAAGUGGAUAUGGGGAGCGGGCUCUCCAGGACUCCCAUCCCACAAGCAAGGAGAAUGGCAUCAACGGAGAAAUGCUAUCUGCAGAUUCAGAAACAGCAGAGGAGGUAUCUGCACGAAUAGUCCAAGUAGUAACUGCUGAUGCUGUAGCGGUCCUAAGAGGUGAACAGGAGAAAGAAGUCCAGCUCAAGGGCCCUCCGGGAGAUCUGCCUUUAGUUGUAGAAGAUACAACCAAUCUGCCUCCUUCUCCUCCUCCUUCACCGGCUUCAGAACAGAUGGGAAUGGUGGAGGAAGAAGAGAGAGUUAAGGGUCCUCUGACUGAGAAAGAAGACGAGAAAUCUCAGGGGGGAGAAAACAGGCCAACUGAGUCCUCCAACUUGGGGCUCAGCCAGGUCCAAUCAGAUUCAGGAUCUGAUGACACACAACACCAAGAGGAAAGUGUUGUAUGCGAAAUAGCAGAUGGAAAAAGCAUUACAAAAAGUGAAGCAGAGUCCUCUGCUGUUGUAAUGCCUUCCUUAUCAGAGGAAGAUUUGCUUUCAGCCUCGAAGAUGGGGGCACAAGGACAUACAGAUUCUGUUCCUUCCUCCGUGGAAGUUGUUGAAGAUUUUCCAUCUACUAAGAGCAAGACUGAGGAAGAACCAAAGCAAGAUAUCCUGGCAUCACAAGUCCCUGAGAAAGAUGUAAAGAAACCAGAGAAGGAAGAUGACAAAUUACCUACAGCAUUAGAAAUGCCCAGCAUUGAUACAGUGUUUGAGGCUCCACAUGGUUACUCGUUUUCUAUAGAACCAUGCACCCCUACAUCUCCUGAAGCUGAACAAGACUUUAUGAAAGCUGAAACUGAAAGCAAAGAUAACCUUUCAACAUCCCCAACAAGCAAUGUGAAGGAAAACAUGUUCUCUAGUUUCCCUUCAAGUGAAAGUUCUGUACCACUUUCGACUGUACAGGAUAGAGGGCUGGUUGUCAAAGAUGAACUUUCUUUACAUACCUCAAUGCCAAUGCUUGUCACAGAUUCAUUUGAGAAAGAUGUUACAGAUAAGACAGAUUUUCCACAAAUUGCCAAAGAUAGUGCCAUUGAAAGUUUUCACAGUCAGCUGGCUCAGCCAGAGGCAGAAACCAUUAGCAUAUUAAGUGCACAGAUGAAAGAUGAGACACCUAGUUCAAUGACAUCAAGUGACGUGUCUAGUAAAGUUUCUGACAAACAACUUGAUGAAAAAGAGGAUGUUCACACCAAGCCUGGUGAAACAAUAGGUGAAAUGGACAUUUUGCCAAAACAAGAUGAAACUUUCAGUGGCAAAGCUACUGAUAAUGAAAAGCAAAUUAAAGAUAAACAGGUAGACACAUCAGCAGUAGACACUUUUGAGAUUCAAGUUGGAAAAGAAAUUAUGUUGGAAUCUCCUAAAGAAAAAUCAUUACCAGAAUCUAAGGACGAUAGUAAAAAUGUAGCCGAGCAUAAAAUAAAGCUGGAAGAGGAUAAGUCUGGAAUGUCCACAUAUUUUGAAACAUCUGCUCUGAAAGAAGAAGCUUUAGGAGGUAGUGCUCAACAAAGUAGUGAUUACUAUGAGUUGACGGAUGUCAAAGAACCCCCUUAUGAAGCUGCUUCCAUCCCACAUAUAGCUAAAGAUGAAGAUGAAGAGGAGAAUGACUUAGCCCCAGUGGUUGAAAAAAAGGUCCGUGCGACUCAUGAAGUAGGUUAUAGCACUCUUACAUCUGGAAUGAUGCAUGCAAAUGUAUCUUCCGGGGAUCGCUUGUUCACAAUUGAUCCAAAUAUCUAUGCGGACAAAUCAGAGUUCCUUAGUAAAAAUAAAGAUGAUCUGACUCUCAGUCGUAGUUUAGGACUUGGUGGAAGAUCUGCCAUUGAGCAAAGAAGUAUGUCUAUAAAUCUUCCAAUGUCCUGUCUUGACUCCAUAGCACUAGGAUUUAGCUAUGCUCGUGCCCAUGACCUUUCUCCUCUAGCAACUGAUAUUCUUUCUAAUACUAGUGGGAGCCUAGAUGAGGGAGAUGAAGACUUGCCAGCCACCACCCCAGCUAUUGAAAAAACUCCUUCAUUCCCGGAAGAAGUAGAGCAGGAAGAAAAGGACGAGGAAGAGCAUAAACAAGAAACAGAAAAAGAUACAGGGAAAGAAAGGUUUGAGUUGGAACCAUUAUGUGAGUCUCAGUAUCCAGCUAAAGAUUAUUACAAGAAUGGUACUAUCAUGGCACCAGACUUGCCAGAAAUGCUAGAUUUAACUAAACCUCGAUCCAGGCUAGAUUCAGGUAGUGCAGAGGUAGAUGUUGCUAGAAGAAAGUCUGGAGCUUCUGACAUCAUUAUUGAUGAAGGAAGUGUACUCCAGCAAGCAUCUUUAAUUGAAGGAAGCAGCCUUCUUGUAAAGACAGAUAGCCAGCAGGAAGAACUAGGCUACUGUGUGUUCAAUAAAUACACCGUCCCUCUUCCAUCUCCAGUACAAGACAGUGAAAGUAUGAGUGGGGGAAUGUCUACCCUUUAUGAAGGUCUUGCUGUAGACCCAUCCAUUAUUCAGGUUAAACUGGCAGCAGCAGAAAAACUUGGAAUAGAAAUGCAGGAAUCCAGCAGUGAGUCAUUGGGGUGGGAGUCAGAGCAGGAUAUAAAGUUUGGUGAGACAAAACUUGAUACUGUCUUAGAAAAAGGAGAGGAUUUGACUGAGUUAAAGGAAUCAUUAGGAACAACAGAGAUUACAGACAAAGUAGAAAGCACAGAGCCUUGCUUGAAAGACAAAGAAACCCCAGAGAUGAAGAAUGAAAUAGAUAAGAUAUCUGUUAAGGACUCCAAACCUGAAGAAAGUGAAACAACCCCUGACUCUGUCCCUGAGAAGACUAUGACAGAGUCAUCCGAACAAGUCAAGCUAUCUACAGAAGAAACACUCAGUCAAGAAGUUACUGAACCUUCUGAGUUGCAGGCUCAAGAAGAUAAGAAAGAAGCAGUUACUGAACCCCAAGUUACUGCAGAAGAUUCCAUCAUAGUUAAAGUAAUUUCUGAUGAAGAUGCAGCCACUCUGAAACUUUCUGAACUAGAUUUGAAGGAGAAAGGUGUAAAGCCUGAUUUAGUACAUCAAGAGGCAGUUGACAAAGAAGAGUCUUAUGAAUCUAGUGGGGAACCAGAACAAGUCCAAGAGCCACCACAAGAAGGCUCCCAGAGUGCAUCACCUGUAGAUACUCAAAAAACAGAUAUUGAAGAUAGCACUAUGCAGAUCACACAAGAACCAGUGGAGACACCUGUAUCUCUUACACAGGAGAUAAAGCAUGAGGAGCCACAGGAAGCAAAGGAAGAAAAGGUGGAGGAACCUCAUUUAGAGCAAACAGAGACAGUAGAAAAAACUGAAGAAAUUUAUCAAAAGAUAAUACAACCUGUGGAUGAACAAUCUGAUAAAGAGAUACAUGAGUUAGAGGUAACAGAGGAAAGUAGUAAAGACCUAACACAAGAAUUGCCAGAGGAAGCUGAGUUAGAGAUUGUUGAUAAAGAACCAGUUAAGGACCACGCAGAAGAAAUUAAAGGAAUUAUUGAGUCUGUGGUAACAGUGGAAGAUGACUUUAUUAAGGUAGAGCAAACUAUGGAUGAAGGUGAAUCUGUGGCUCACAAUGUCCGCUUUGCAGCAACUAAACCUGCUGAACUAGAUGAGAAGCCCUUAACAGAAGAAGAAGAGGAGGAGCAGGAAGAGGAGGAGGAGGAGGAAGUAAUAGAAGAAGAAUCCACUGAAGAGCCCAAAGAAGGAUCACCUUGUAUGCCAGCUUCUCCAGAAAGGGAGGAAACAGAAUACAAGACAGAAACACAGGAUGAUUACAGAGAUGAAACAACCAUUGAUGAUUCUGUUCUGGAUACAGAUAGCAUUUGGGUGGACACACAAGAUGAUGAUGGAAGUAUCAUGACUGAAGCAAUAGAGCCAAUUCCAAAGGAGGACAAGAUAGAGCGAGAAGUACAGAAGGCUCCCAUUGAAAGACAUAGAAAAGAUAAGCCAAUCAAAACUGGCCGGGGUCGAAUUUCUACUCCAGAAAGAAAAAUUACUAAAAAGGAACCCUGCAUAACCUCCAGAGAUGAAGUGAGAAGGAAAAAAGCAGUUCUUAAGAAAGCUGAAAUUGGUAAAAAAUCUGAAGUUCAGACCCACUCUCCCUCCAGGAAAGUAAUUUUAAAACCUGCGGUCAAGCAGUCUAGACCGGCCCAUCAGGCCUGCGUGAGGAGAAAGCCGGCAGGUGACCGCUCUGUUCAGUUUUUUGCAAAUGUGGCUGGCAAACAUGAUUUUGGGGGAGAUUCUCAGCAAAUGUCAAGUGCCCUUCGGCAAACCAAGGACAGAAGCACUGAUGGGGUGAUUAAAAGUCCGGAAAAACGCUCAUCGUUGCCCAGACCUUCUUCUCUUCAUCCCACCAGGAAGAUCAUCCCUAUAGAUAAGGAAGAGAACUCUAUAUCCACCAGCACUUCGGUGUCUUCUUCAGUGAGACGCACCACCAGAUCUGAGCCAAUCUGGAGUCGAACAGGAAAGAGUGGAACAUCUACACCAACCACACCUGGAUCUACAGCUAUUACUCCAGGAACACCACCAAGCUAUGCUUCAAGAACUCCAGGCACACCAGGAACACCAAGUUAUUCACGCACACCACGCACUCCAGGAACUCCAAAAUCUGCCAUGUACGUUCAUUCAGAUAAGAAAGUGGCUAUUCUUCGAACACCUCCCAAAUCCCCAGCCACAUUGAAACAAAUGCGUGUAAUGAACCUGCCACUACCUGACCUGAAGAAUAUCAAGUCUAAGAUUGGAUCCACAGACAACAUUAGGUAUCAGCCUAAAGGAGGACAGGUUAAGAUCUUAAGUGAGAAGAUUGAUUUUAGUGCUACUCAAUCUCGUUGUGGCUCCAAGGAUAACAUCAGUCAUAGUGCUGGGGGAGGUCAAAUCCACAUUGUAACUAAGAAGAUUGACCUUAGCCAUAUCACAUCCAAGUGUGGAUCUCUAAGGAACAUACGCCACAGGCCAGGUGGUGGAAACGUGAGGAUUGAGAGUGUUAAACUAGACUUCAAGGAGAAGGCCCAGGCAAAGAUUGGCUCUCUAGAUAAUGCCCAUCAUAUUCCCGGAGGGGGCAAUAUAAAGAUAGACAGCCAGAAACUGAAUUUCCGUGACGCGGCAAAGGCCCGUGUAGAUCAUGGAGCUGAUAUUAUCACACAAUCUCCAGGAAGGUCCAGUGUGGCUUCUCCACGGCGUCUCAGCAAUGUGUCAUCCUCUGGAAGCAUCAAUCUGCUAGAAUCCCCACAGCUUGCUACUCUAGCAGAAGAUGUUACCGCAGCCCUGGCCAAACAGGGCUUAUGAAUGUGUCCUACCUUUAGCAGUGUAUGAAGUUAAUAUUAAGUAAUAUUAAUAACAAAAAUAUUUACGCAUGAGCUCUUGGCAGGAUUUGGGCUCAAAGCAGGUGUCACAUUCAUUAUUUAUCCUUCAACACAAAAGAAGCAAAUAUCAAAAUAUCACUUCAUGCCAAACCUAUACACUUGUAGGUUCUUUCAUUGUAUACAUGAUUUUCCGCAUGAAGAUACCAGAUGUACCCAUUAUAUUACAGACAGCAAGUGAUGAUCUUAGGAUAACUGUAGACAGGUAGGUCUGGUCAUACUUCAUCACUGUACACUGGAAUUUGAAGACCAAACGUCACAUAUGAUAUUCUCAAAGCAUCACCCAAGUUGUUAUCACUGCUCUUAACUAGUCUUGCAUGGAGCCCUGAAAUACUCGGUGUAAUUUCAACAUGUGCCUGCCAGCCACCCAAACAAAGUUUGCGUAAGAGCCAUGUCCAGUCAGAGCAGUUGCUCAUCUUCUUGUUCAGUUCAAACAGUGGUUAAGCUCUUUGUUCCAUCAGAUUCCCAGUCCCCAUAGGCUAAUAAACCCAUUGAAGCUUUGUGCUGUGUCAGAGACCAAGCAAGGUGUGUUUAAGAGAAGAAGGCAAACACCAAUUUUGACGUUAAAAGAAAAUCUUGUUAGCAAGCAGUUGGUCGUGCCAUUUCAAUGGCAGAGGAAGCAGCCAAUUUGAGGAAGAUUAUGGGGAACACUGUUGUAAGGGAGCAGUAAAUAAAGCACUUGUUUUUUGACUAGUAUCUGUAUAUUUGAUGGUCUGUUAGCUACUAGAAUGCCUGCUUUGCUUUGUAACAUGGUGCAUUGCAGACUUUUCGAGCAGCUUAGGCCAUGAACAGAAAAUUUUAGCUUUGUGCAUAGGCAGACAUUUCCAACACCUUUUUUUCCACCUGUUUGAUACAGUAUUAUUAAUCUAGAUGUAUAUAUAUUUCUCUGUGGCCAUGUUUUCAUGCAUAUCCCCAAAACCCUUUUCAUAUACUUGAAGAUUCCAUUUCUUACUCACAGUAUCUGUGUCUGUUGCACCAUUUGGUAAAGCAGUUUUAGGUAGGCAUAAUUUAAUGUUAGGAAAGCUUCUCUUUUUUCCAAUGUAAAAAAUACACAAAGCUAGAAAAAAAAAUUAAGGAAACAACAACAUAUAUUUAAGACAAUAAAGACAAAAUGCAGAAAAGCUGUUAAGCAUGAUGUUGUUCUCAUUUGGGCUCUUAAGAAGCAUUGGCUGUCUUAGAAUUCCUUUUUUGCUGGAAUGCUCCAAAAUGAGAGCGGUUUUGUCAAUGAUUUUGCUUUUCUCUUGCUCCUCAUUUCGAAAGGGCUGCCGUAUGCAUUGGUUUUUAAUCAUGAAGGUUCCUGUUUUCUUUUUCACUUAAAAAAACUCAGUAGGAAGGCAUUGCAUGAUUUUGAUUUUCUGCUUGCUAAAGUUGAACAAAAGUACGGCUGAUGUAUUAAUUUUGGAUUGUGAGGUCUUUAGAGUUUCACAAUUUUUUAGUGCAGCCUAUUCGUUUUUUUCUAUAUUAUAGGUGGUGACCUGUCAGAAUGUAACCUCACUCAUUACUGAGGCUUUAAUAAGGGGGUAUGAGAACUAUAGAAUUGAUAGCCCCAAGUUCAAACACGUAUGUUAUAUCGGCAUAUAAUUUCCAAGGAAUAUGACUCUAUUUUACCACAGUUACCAAGAGUAAUUGGCUACUAUUUAAUUAUUUAUUCUGAUAGAAGCUGCUAUGUAAUUUAAACUGAUAAUCCAUAUCUACCAUCAGUAUUAUUUAAUGUACAUGGAAUGUUGGUAGGUAUCAGUUUGCCUAGCAGGCAGUCUUGCAAUAGUGUUGUAUAAAUUCAGAAUUGCUUUUUUUGUAAGCAGGUCCAGUUCUACUUGAGCUCUAUAUUCACAAUAAUAAUUUUUGAAGAUACUAGAUAGGAUGUCACCUAGAGAUUCUAAUAAAGUCUUAUUAAAACUUUAAAGUCAAAGUAAAGCAUUUAUUAGUAUUAAUCACGGAUGAAGCAGGUAAUUAUUUGUAGAAGAGAAAGCAGACAUUUGCCCAGGAAUCCUGAAAUUGUGAAUACGCAGUAACAUGUACUUUACCCCCUCUUAAAUUUACUCAGUGCUAUAAGCCUUGUCAAGAUAGACAAAUGGGUCUUUUAUGUUGGUAUUUCUGUCAGGAUGUCCACAUGGAUAUUUCACAAGUAGUUUACUUGUUCAAUAAUUUUUGUUAUAGAUGAGCAGCUGCUGGACUACUUUAGAAGUAGUGUAUAUCUCUAGUAGUGUGUACAGUGUAGACGAGUUGUACCAGUGCUCAGUGACCUGAGUCAGCUGCAGUCCUUGAGUGGUCUAGAGGUAGCUUGCCUGCAGCAAAUUUCAAAUAAAUGAACAAGUUGCAUAUUUAGAGUUAAAAAAAAACACAAUUUUACGAUGUUUAAUAAGACAAUUCCCAUAAUAUAAAACAGACAUUACAUCUCCUAAUGUAUUAUGGGUGAGCUAUAGGCCUCUGUACUAAUCUGUUCUAUCAUCAGUGCAAGAUAAAAAAAACAUCAGCAAUGUUUUAUCAUUUUACUAAUAACUAAACAUAACCAAGCUGAUUGCUCUUAAAUAGGCAUUACAUAUUAUUUGUGGCAUGUAUCUAGUCUGCAGCAGUCAACACUUUAUCAAAUACACUGAUACUGAACUAAGGAAGUCAUUAGGGCUACUUGGCUAGGCAACCUUGUAGAACUGAACUUUCUUCAGCGGUAUGCAGUGCUUGUGAAAGUGUUCUGUAUCAUCUUUAAAUGUAAAAAAUAAUAAUUAUGUAGCAUUUAAAAUGAAGUGCUAUGUAAGCGUUUCUACAACUUACGUACAAUUUCAUAGGGUUGGGUACAUUCUAGAGCAAUAUGUUCCCCAUUUGCUCAGAGAAAAAGGUGCUCAUGCUGACUGCUCCAGUCUUAUAAAUAUCCUGCAUGCGGUCAGCUUUUCUUGAUAUUUUGCAGGUGUUUUCUUUCACUGUACACUAAUUAAUUUGUAAGUGACCAUUAUAUGUGCUUUCCUACAGUCAAAUAGCUGAUGUUUUACAAGCCAUCUGAAUAUAGUACAGCUUGUACAGUGUCUGUUAAAAUAUCAAAUUUCUUAAAGCAAAACUUUGGCUAAAAGUAGAUUUCAUUUUGCAUAGUGUCAUUUGCAAGACAGUUUACCUGUUGGUCCGGCCAGUUCAACUGUAGAACCCUGACAUAAUUUUUUGGGUUGAUAACGCUGCUGUUGCUACUGCAGUAGAAUCACUGAUGCAUUGUCACUCUGCGCUUCCACAAUAGGACAUAGGGAAUGGGCAGGCUAUAAAGAAUUUUACUGCUGAAUGCCUGCCUUUGCCGUGCCUAUCAUCGGAAAGCCAUUCUGUCUUCUCCUGCAGCCUGUGUAACAGUGAAUUGUUUUUCACAGGCACAUUACUGUGGGGAAAUUCAAAUACCAGCUUGCCAGUCACAUGGGAGAGACAUGCAUAUCCUGCUUAUUCUCAGAUUUUCUAUUCUAAUGUAGAGAAAGAAGAUUUGACUUAAAAAAGAAGGUAAUUUUUGGGGGGAAUUUUAAAAAGUUGAUUGCCUGGAAAGGGCUUCAGUGACUGAAAUAGUAAAAAAGAGAUGGUCUAUAGAUGGACGCUAAUUUAUUUGGCUUUGAUGAGCUUUUUAAUCACAGAGUCUAACUUAAAAAAAUCCAAUACUUCCUACUGCAAGCAGAUCACAUUUCUGUUUGAAACCUAAACUUAAAGAUUAAAGUUAAAAUGAGCAACAUAUACAUUCCUUUCAGAAUUUUUUACCUUAAGCCCAGGCUUUUUUUGUUACCUAUACAUGACCACAUGUAUAUAAUAUAAAAAUGCAAAAGAACUGGACAGCUCUGUAUCUGACAGUCCCCUAGUUUUUCAAAAUUCAAAAGUGUUUGUAGCUACUGUGCUUUAGCAAAACCUAAAUACAGUUUUUUUAUAAUGACCAGCAGUAACUAGGUUAUCCAUAAUUCUGCAAUCUUAAGCAAAAACUCAAGUGAAAAUAUUUUGUAUGGAGAACAUUUCUUUAUAAUAAUUUUUGAAAAAGUCAGUGGUGUCAAUAGAUUUUAUCAUAGUGGGCAUCCAUAGUUCAGGAUUAGAAAUCUGAUACUUUUGGUAUCUGUCAGGUGACCUGCAUUGAUCAUGGGUAAUACUGUACACUUGUACUAUUACACUAACAUUAAUGCUUUAGUGGACGUAAAAAAUGUAGCUUCAGCCAUGCACAAACAUAAACCCAGAAUGCUUUAAAUGCCAGAAUAAUUAUUUGUCCCAGUCUGGCACUGGGCAUUACUAGUUAGCACUUUUUCCUAUUUACCUGAAAGCCUUGUUACUUAAGUUCCUGGCAAAAUGCUGGGUUUUAUGCAUUUGAUAUUGUAUACAUUAUGACCACAUACUACAGAUCUUAUACUACAACAGAAAUCCAUAACCAGGCAAAUGAAACAAUAACACACAUUAUUCAAGCAAACUUUUAAGUAAAGGGCUUGCACAAAACUAUGAUGAUUUUGAAAACUGAGAAACCCAAAGUAACCAACCAGAUAUAGUUUAUGGUAAUCACAACAGGCCCUUGUAUAUGUGUCCACAUUCAAAGCUUGGAUUAGAGUAGAGGUGUACUAUGGCUGCACAAUAAAAUGCAAUCAAAUUCUUAAUUUUUAUAUAGUCUUCACAUAUAAUAACUAUAUAAAAUCUGUUUAAACAUUUUCAAGGUAAUUUGCGUCAUCAAAGUGAACCGUCACGUUAAAAAUGUUCAACUUUAGCAAUGGAAAAGAAAAAACAGAGCAUUACUUCUGUGCUGAGCUGUGAGGGGUUUGAUUUGCGAAACCUGUGCAUUUCCCUGAGACCUUUGAAGCCUGUAAUAGGGAGGUGUUUAUUGAAUGGCUGGUGGUAGUUAGUUCAUGUUUUUCAAACCAAUUUGCAAUUGUAUUUGUUGCUGUAUAGUGAUUGUUUUGCAAAAUAAACCGCUUGUCAUGGUCUGUA